This is a messenger RNA of Megalopta genalis, 1584 nucleotides long. It is a transcript of the gene Gmppa, whose product is annotated as GDP-mannose pyrophosphorylase A. Gene Ontology annotation, biological process: biosynthetic process. The record is from RefSeq and is a predicted model, not a curated record. NCBI's taxonomy places the organism in Eukaryota, Metazoa, Arthropoda, Insecta, Hymenoptera, Halictidae.
CAUUGAAUAGGAAUUUAUGAACUACAUACUGUAUAUACAUAUAACGUACAUAAUAAGUACAUAUGUGAAUGCAUAUCAUACAUAUACAUACAAUUUUGAAGUGUUCCGAAACCUAUCGGUAUAUGUACAUAUUGAUUUUUAUCAUCGUGGCAAGUUUAUUCUUUACAACUGUAACAAAAUUUGAAAAUUGCUUAAAAUGAUAUUAAAAGCUGUUAUAUUAAUUGGAGGCCCAUCAAAAGGAACUAGAUUUAGACCUCUCUCCUUGGAUAUACCAAAACCAUUGUUUCCAAUUGCUGGUUUACCAGUAAUACAACACCACAUAGAAGCAUGUUCAAAAGUAGAAAAUCUCAGUGAAAUAUUAAUAAUUGGAUCGUACCUUGCAAGUGAUUUGACACAAUUUAUCCAUGACAUGAUAACUACAUAUAACAUAGUUAUUAGAUAUCUUCAGGAGUUUACUAUGCUGGGAACUGCCGGUGGAAUGUAUCACUUUCGUGAUCAGAUACGAUCUGGUUCUCCUACACAUUUCUUUGUGAUGAAUGGUGAUGUUUGUGCAGAUUUUCCUUUACAAGAAACAGUCGCAUUUCAUAUAGAAAAGCAAGCAUUGCUUACAAUUAUGGCUACAGAAGCAACAAGGCAACAAUCCAUAAAUUAUGGAUGUAUGGUUCUUGGUAAAGACAAGGAAGUUGCACAUUAUGUAGAAAAACCAUCAACAUUCGUUUCAACCUUGAUCAAUUGUGGAGUCUAUCUUGCUUCCCCAGAUAUUUUUCAAACUAUGGCAGAUGCUUUUUAUGCUGGACAAAAUCAAGAAACUUUUACGCAAUUCAAUGGAAACGGUAGAGAUCCGGCUCAUAUAUCUCUUGAACAAGACAUAUUAACUCGAUUAGCUGGAACUGGUCGCUUAUUCGCAUUACCUGUAUUAAGAUGGUGGUCGCAAGUUAAAACAGCUGGUUCCGCGAUAUACGCUAAUCGUCAUUAUUUAGCUCUUUAUAAAGCAAAUCGUUCAAAUCGCCUUGCUUUUACAACAAAUGGACCUUGUCAAAUUAUUGGUGAUGUUUACAUUCAUCCAUCAGCUACAGUUCACCCAUCAGCAGUGCUAGGACCAAACGUAAGCAUAGGUCCAAACGCUAUUAUUGCACCAGGUGUUAGAAUAAGAGAAUCAAUCAUAUUAGCUAAUGCUCACAUUCAAGCACAUUCAGUUGUUCUUCAUAGUAUAGUAGGUAAAAGCAGUUAUGUAGGAGAAUGGGCACGAAUAGAAGGAACACCGUGCGACCCCAAUCCUGAUAAACCAUUCGCAAAAAUGGAGAAUUUGCCUUUGUUUAAUACAAAUGGGAAACUCAAUCCUUCUAUAACAAUUCUCGGCACGAGCGUACGCUUAGCAGCUGAGAAAAUUUUAUUGAAUUCCAUUGUCUUGCCGCACAAAGAGCUUACGAGAAAUUUUAAGAAUGAAAUUAUUCUUUGAACUGUUUGCGGUUAACAUAUUUGUAUCGACUGAAUUAUUUACAAGAUGAUACCUCCGUGCUAUUGCUUGAUGCCAUCGAGUUCUGACAUCAAGUUUUACUUUAUGAUUUUUAAAUUAUUAUUUUA